This is a messenger RNA of Phytophthora nicotianae INRA-310, 1581 nucleotides long. Its product is annotated as threonine ammonia-lyase, biosynthetic. Bases 1 to 1581 code for a protein of 526 amino acids. The record is from RefSeq and is a predicted model, not a curated record. Gene Ontology annotation, molecular function: threonine deaminase activity. Gene Ontology annotation, biological process: L-threonine catabolic process. The transcript has 8 exons. NCBI's taxonomy places the organism in Eukaryota, Oomycota, Peronosporomycetes, Peronosporales, Peronosporaceae.
AUGUUGCGCCGCGGGUUGUCUUCGCUGACCACAAAGCCGUCUUGGGUGCGACCGGGCUCGUACGAUUACCUGCGCGAGGUUCUUGAGAGCCGUGUGUACGAUGUAGCUGUCCAGACGCCACUACAGCUCGCUCCAGCGCUGACGCAGUCACUACCGGGCAAUUGCCGCCUUUUCCUGAAGCGUGAGGACAUGCAACCGACCUUCUCGUUCAACCUCCGCGGCGCCUACAACAAGAUCGCUAACCUGACGCAGGCCCAGCAGGAAAAGGGUAUUGUGGCCUGUGCAGCCGGCAACCACCUGGAGGGUGUGGCUUUCGCUGCCGCUAAGCUAGGCGUCGAUGCCAUCGUCAUUGCGCCCGUCGGCACGGCACAGAACGUCUCCCACUCCACCAAGAGCAAAAUUACGAUGGUGGAGCACGGUGCUGACUUUGACGCGUCAAUGAAAGAAGCGUUCCGUGUUGCGCAGACUGAGGGUAGAUCCCUUGUUCACCCGUUUGAUGAUCCGCUUGUGAUCGCUGGCAACGGCACGAUCGCAAUGGAGAUUUUGAAGGAGACGUCAGGAGAACGCCCAGCGGCGAUCUUUGCUCCUGUUGGAGGCGGUGGCUUGAUCGCAGGUCUUGCUGCCUAUGUGAAGGAGGUGGCCCCCGAUGUUAAAGUCAUCGGUGUGGAGGCAGAAGGUGCUAACCUCUUGGAAGUUUCGAUGAAGGAGGGCUCUCCAGUGGCCAUCCCGAGCGUUAACCGAUUUACUGAGGAAGUGGGCAUCAAGACCAUUGGCACGGAGAACUUCAGACUAUGCAAGGACCUGGUGGACGAGGUGGUUACCGUCUCCACUGACGAGAUCUGCUCUGCGAUCAAGGACAUUUUCGGUGACACGCGCUCGCUUAUGGAGCCCACUGGUGCGAUCAGUGUUGCUGGAGCCAAGAAGUAUGCUCGUGUGAAGAACGCGCAGAACGAGAAAUACGUGGCUGUGCUGGCUGCCGCUAACAUGGACUUUGAUCGGUUACGCUUCGUCUCGGAGCGUUCAGAUGAUCGCGAGCGCUUUAUGGCUGUCAAGAUCCCCGAGAAGAUUGGCAGCUACCAGGAGCUCUACAACGUCAUCUUCCCGCACAACAUGACGGAGUUCACGUACCGUAUGGAUUCCGAGGGUGACAGUGUGGCUCGCAUCUGCAUGAGCAUCCAGACGAAGACGGAGGACGAGUUUGUCAACGUUGUGAAGGCCAUCAACGAGCGCGGCGACAUGCACGCCACCGAUCUAGCCUCCAACGAGCUGGCUAAGUCGCACCUGCGCCACCUCGCCGGUGGCCGUCCGGAAAACGUCACUAAUGAGCGAGUGUUCCGCAUCGAGUUCCCCGAGCGCCCCGGUGCGCUGAAGGACUUCCUCGAGACUCUCGGUCAAUCUGCUCGUCAGUGGAACAUCAGUAUGUUCCACUACCGCAACCACGGCGCCGACAUCGGCCGCGUACUCGUAGGUUUCCAGGUGCCCAAGAAGGAUAACGCAGCAUUCCAUGCGUUCCUGAGCCAGGUUGGCUUCCGCUGUGAGGAAGAGACCAAUAACCAGGCGUUCACGCACUUCCUGCAGUAA